GAGGGUGGGCGUCCGCAGCCGUCAUGGCAGCUGAGGAGAAGGACCCCCUGAGCUACUUCGCGGCUUACGGGAGCAGCAGCUCCGACUCGUCGGGCGAGGAGAACAGCGAGCCCGAAGACGGGGGUCGCAAGGAGGCGGCCCCGGCCCCGACGACGGGCGGCCGCGGGAAGCAGGCGGAGAAGCGGCUGCCGGGCCCCGACGAGCUGUUCCGCAGUGUGACCCGCCCGGCCUUCCUCUACAACCCGCUCAACAAGCAGAUCGACUGGGAGCGACACGUGGUGAAGGCGCCCGAGGAGCCUCCAAAGGAAUUCAAAGUCUGGAAGUCCACCUAUGUGCCGCCCCCGGAGACCUACAGUACUGAGAAGAAGCCACCGCCGCCGGAGCUGGACAUGGCGAUAAAGUGGUCGAACAUCUAUGAGGACAAUGGUGAUGAUGCCCCCCAGAAUGCUAAGAAAGCCCGGCUUCUGCCCGAAGGGGAGGAAACGGUGGAAUCAGAUGAUGACAGAGAUGAGCGUGCAUCUAAGACGCGAAGAGUAGAGCCAGGAGAAGCAGCCAAGAAGAAGAAGUAGAGGAGUGGGGCCAGAUCUGCCGGGGCUGACGUGUCCUCGGGUGGAGUGUUGGCUGUUGUGCAUUCUUACGAGAAAGUAUUUAUGUUAAUGAACUAACAGUAUCGCCUCAAGACUUUCCACUGUAGAAUUCAUUUUCUUAUUUAAAACCUGUAUGUAUUUACAACUCUAAUGGUGACCUGUGAUUGUGAACUUACAGUACUCGGAAGCAUUCUGGCUAUCACAGAAUUGGUGGCAGGCCUUGAGAGUUUUGUCACAUGGACAUGCCAGUGCUCUUUGAACCUUUUAUAAAGGAAUAUAUUUUUAAAGUAAAUAUAUUGUAAUGUACUGUGAACUUGUGGGUGCUUUUCAUUAGUGUCUGUACAGUGUAAAUAGCUAAUCAUGGAAAUAAAAUAACUUA
Molecule: messenger RNA, 966 nt
Organism: Microtus ochrogaster (prairie vole)
Lineage: Eukaryota; Metazoa; Chordata; Mammalia; Rodentia; Cricetidae
Gene: C20H1orf52
Product: chromosome 20 C1orf52 homolog
Source: RefSeq, a predicted model, not a curated record